GUACGCCAACGCCAACCUUAGAGCGGGAUAGGGGGGGAAAAGAAUCCGUUCCGAUUCCUCGACCCACCAUCGAAACGAUCUCUUUGCGGGCCAUUUCAAGAAUUCUUCUUCCAUGGAUCGAAGGGAAUUUAGAAUGGGAUAUUAUAGUAUUCUCUGAUUAUCACAGGGCUCCAGAGAACACAUUUUAUAAAGAAAAUGAGUGAUGACAGCAUGCCUGAUGAAUCAGAUGUGGCAUAAAUGGACACAGAAGUGUACACACAUAUUCUUCAAAUAUCUUCUGCUGCAAGGGGCCAAUAGUGAAACUUCUCAUGUUAGACCCAGGAGCUGCACAUCGUCCAACUAUUAUUUACAGGCCCAUACAACCUUCUGAUUUUGAAGUUCUUGAGCAGAUCCAUGCUGCUUUAUUUCCUAUAAGGUAUGAGAGAGAAUUCUUCCUCGAUGUGGUCAAUGGCCAUGGAAUUGUCUCUUGGGCUGCUGUUGACAUUAGCAGGCUUGAUGGUCAAAAUGAUGAACUAAUUGGAUUUGUCACUACACGUAUUAUCCCAGUAACAGAAAGCGAGAUUGAGGAUUUGCUCAGAUACGAUCCUUCAAGAAAAAAUCAAAUACUAGUCUAUAUCUUGACACUUGGUGUGGUAGAGCAUUAUAGAAACCUUGGCAUAGCUACUUCACUGGUUCGGGAGGUAAUUAAAUAUGCUUCAAGCAUGCCUAGCUGCAGAGCAGUAUAUUUGCAUGUUAUUGCUUACAACCAGCCAGCCAUCAGUUUCUAUAAGAAGAUGCUAUUUAGGCUUGUAAGAAGAUUGCCAAGUUUUUACUACAUUCAGGGCCAGCAUUAUGAUUCAUACUUGUUUGUGUUCUAUCUAAAUGGUGGCCGGUCUCCCUGCUCUCCACUAGAAAUUAUGGCAGCAGUGGCAACUUACUUUAGGGGCCUCUUUAGAAUGCUUUCUGCCAAACUGAGGAAUGGGGAGAAGAGUCUCCCAAGAUGGUCCAAAUAUAAAGAAACAAGCACUCUUUUAGUUACUCAAAAUAAGAGGAUCCUUGGUGCAGAGAAUGCUAUACAUCAGUCUGGUUAACCAGCCUCAGGUCAAGAUUACAAUUUAUUUGGGCAUCGACAAGCUUGCAAGUUAGCUUUUCCAUUGAUUAUCACUGUUGCACCUUUUCUUUCUGUUGCAGCGAUCAAUCAACAUCUGUAAUCAUAUAAGUGUAACAUCAUCUAUCCUCUUAUUGUAAAAUAAACUGUCUUAUCAAGGCAAAUUUGGUUAACUAAUCUCAGUAUCUCUUCAGCAAGUUUCUUUUCUGCA
Messenger RNA from Phoenix dactylifera (date palm), 1298 nucleotides. Its product is annotated as histone acetyltransferase MCC1. Lineage: Eukaryota; Viridiplantae; Streptophyta; Magnoliopsida; Arecales; Arecaceae. Gene Ontology annotation, biological process: N-terminal peptidyl-methionine acetylation. The record is from RefSeq and is a predicted model, not a curated record. Gene Ontology annotation, cellular component: Golgi membrane. Gene Ontology annotation, molecular function: protein-N-terminal amino-acid acetyltransferase activity; histone acetyltransferase activity.